AUAAUAACCUGCUCCAUUUUCUAGCCCAGUCCCCAUCUCUCCAAGUUCAGGGCCGCCGCUCCAUCUUCUCGUCUUUCUUUCGUCGGAUUCACGGACUACUGGCAGCGCAGUUGACAGCUGGUUCCAACACUUGCCAAAUCAGCCAUGACCUGUUAGCUAUUCAUCAUUCCCCUCCCCGCUGCGAUCGAGCUGUUAUAAUCACCCUGUCGGAUGCGCGCUGGUUUGUUUGCUUGUUGGCACUUCUGUGAUACUCGCUUUGUUGCAGUCACACACGAUUCGUUGCCUUCCUAUAUACUUCUGUCUGCCUACUGCGAUCGCCCUCCAUGUCCGCUGCUGGCCCUCGAACUCAGAGCGCGUUGGACGACACGGUGGCCGGCGAUGACGCUCAGCAUCAACAUCAACAGCAGGGACUGAUCCCGAUCCCACCGUCCCCGACUCUGACGAACCCAGAUAUGAUACUACCCGAAGACGAGAACGAACGCGAAUCCUCGACCCCCUCUCCUCCGUUUCAGCUGCCAUCUCUAUCCAAUAUGCAGGCGUUCUAUGGAAACCGUCUGCGACAGUAUCUUCCAAAUGAGCUGAGUGAUGCGGGGAACGACACCAGCGUUGGAAUAGGGGCUCCAUUGUCCAAUCGAUUGCAGCAACCGGAUUUUCAGCGCCAUCCCUCAUCCUGGUCACUGCCGGAAGCAGGCCGUCGGUUAUCGGAUAUUGGGGAAGAAGAUGUCCUGUAUUCACCUAUGCCGCUGGGGGGACCGCAGCCCGAUGGUGGUGACACAGCAGAUUGGAGCAGCUCCUCUGAUUCCACCGUGAGCGGGUCUGGCGAGCUUGCGCAGCAGAAUGGCCACGCUACCUCCCGUGCUGAAGAAUUUCCAUCUGCGAUUCUGAGCAGUGAGGCGGAGAGGAUUCUCGAGAACGCAAAGAGGAGACUCACGCUCAUGGAAGGCAAUCUCAACCGGGCUCGCUCUUCGAUACGAUUGUCACCUUCGAUAUCUCCGUCGCCUACCCCAUCGGGCACCUCUUCCUCCUUAGGAUUUCACCAACCAGUCGGUGGCUUGUAUAGGUCAAUUUCACGUGCCGAUCGCAAAGUCUCUUCGCUUCGCCCCCGUCCGACGUACAGCAACGCUAGCUACUCUCAGGAUACAAGCAAUAAUCGUCACUCGAGAGUCCAGAGCGAAACGACCCUGCCCCCGCACUUGUCACCCGAGUCAGAACAGCUCUCGCGCUCUGUCAGUGCCAUGGGCUCAGAUACGUCCAGUUUCCGCAAUGAUGAACGAUCAUUUCGCUACGAGCCGACCAGACCAUAUCUCGCCUGGCGAACGGCCGCAUCAGGAACCCAGGGGCGUAAUUGGGAAAAUGAGCGACAGCCUGUGUCGCAAGGCAGUACGCCCCCUCUUGUAGUCUCACCAGAACCAGACGAAAGGAAGACAACUAUUUCUAGCAUGGAGGAUUUCAACGUAGUUCAUCCUUCUCAUGGCCCUCUGACACGUGCGCAAUCCCAGCUUCAAGUACGCGAUCUCCAAGACCAGAUGAAAGGUUUGCAUAUCAAAAUUUCAAGUCUAAAGGUAAAGACUCAGGAGGACAAUAUUCGGCGGCGCAGUUUUCAGUCCCUUCGGGCACCUAGUCCUUUCACCGCGGUAGAACAGUGGUAUCCUAGCUCGCUGGAACGUAGGGAUGGGAGCAGAAGCCCAUCCUUUAUUACCGCGAAAUCAGGAUUGACUUCGGAACGUAUCAACGAGGUGCCUGAUGAAGAGUAUGGGAGGGUAUACGAAGCUAAGAAAGUUGCCCCAGAAAAGGCUGACAGUCCAACUGUCGGGGAUUUGCCAGAACAAGCCUAUUCCGAAAACUCAGCGCACUAUACCGACGGCAGAGCCUCGGCCGUUGAGAGCCACUACGAGGACGCGGAAGAGGACCUAUACCACGAUGAAGACGGAUCGACGAACUCUGAGGCUGACAGCGAAGCCCUGGAUGAGAUCUUGAAUGAAGACUUCGACGGUGGCUUCGUUGACGCAAUGGAGCCGUUUCCUCCAAUCCCCCAGAGUGCUGAUUCGCGGCCACAUGAAGAGCGUGAGGAUGCGUUUGAUUAUGAGCACUUCAUCCUUCAUAGCGCUUUGGGAAACUACUCCCGUGCCAGCAAGUUGCGUAGCUCGAGCGGCAGUUCUACUUCUUCAGCGGCGACCACGAGACCGAUUCACGACCAUUCAGCAUCUGCUGUUCAGGAUGCCGGACGGGCACGGGCAAACAGUGCAGCAUCGACAUCUACAGUUGCGACUUUCACCACGGCAAUUGAGGGUGACAACGAUGACGACAUUGAAAGUGUCUUAUAUUGGGACAAAAAAUUCAACGACGAACUGGGGAUUCAGCAGCAAGGCAGUAAUAACGAUAAUCGAAACAUCCAGAGCGACUUGAGGAGCGCCACUCCGCGGUCAUCACCAGCCAUCGGAUCUGCCUCUACAUCCCUCGUCUCCUCCCUCGUCUCAACUGUGAAGGCCGCAUCGAAAACCAACUCUAGUACAGGAUCUGCUUCCGGCUCAAUUGCGAGUGGGACGGCAGGAAUCAACAACGACGACACGAAACUUCUGGAACAACUCUUCAACAGUCUUGGAAAGGUCUGUAUGGAUCUCCAGACCAUCACGACAACCCCGAAAUAUGACCAGAAGAUGGCACGAGUCUUGAGGAGAAGACUCGAUGCUGCACGGAGGGUGCUUGACGGAGAACUUGAUGCUUAGUGCACUACUUAUUAUGGGCAAUUCUUGCUCUUGAUUUAAUCGGAUCUAAUUACUUCUAUACCAUGUAUUUUUUGCUUCUUGUUUGUUUGUUAUUAUUGGAGUUUUAUACCCGGGGGCUUUCUUGUCUCUCUGUUCCAGUCGGACUGGGCACUUGUGUGUGAUACCCUGGUGUUUUUCGAGUGCUAUUCCUUUGUUUCAAAUAUUCUUGAUUUCUUGAUAUACUUUGUUAUAUCCAUUGAUGCCAUCCUUCUUCUUUUUAAUUAUCAUUUCAUCUCAGUUUGGUUUAAAGAUGUUCUUACUUCGAGUUUCCUCAAGUUCACCAAUCCAAAAUCCUGCAUAAACACAGUCCAAAGCCGGUGGAAGAAGAAUCCUCU
Monascus purpureus is the source of this 3100-nucleotide messenger RNA. Lineage: Eukaryota; Fungi; Ascomycota; Eurotiomycetes; Eurotiales; Aspergillaceae. The record is from the annotation of a GenBank genome assembly.